Molecule: messenger RNA, 3949 nt
Organism: Asparagus officinalis (garden asparagus)
Lineage: Eukaryota; Viridiplantae; Streptophyta; Magnoliopsida; Asparagales; Asparagaceae
Exons: 3
Coding region: 3101-3601 (166 amino acids)
Source: RefSeq, a predicted model, not a curated record
UCUCGUGACCGCUGCUUCUCCUCAAACCUUCGUCUCUCUCUCACCUCAAAUCCUCCUCCCUCUCUCUCCUCAAACCCUCCUCCCUCUCUCUCCCUCGUGGAACCCUCAAGCUUGUGAAACCCAAGCAUCGUCGCUGGGGUUACCCGACAACUCCUCAAACUCGCCUCUCCCUCUCUUGCUUAUGACCCCAAGCACCGCCGCCGACCAACUCCGAUCGUCGCCAGAAGCAGAUCGCUGACCAAACUCUGACUCCGACCUCCUCCUCCAACUCCAGAUCCAAAGGGAGCUUGAAUCAAAAUUGUCUGUGGGUAAAAUUUUAAAUUUAAUUUUUAAGAUUGAGGGUUCUUGUUGUUUAAUGAGUUAUACAUGAUUAAGAUGGUUAAUGCUUGUUGGAUUUUAGUCAAAAUUGCUUGUUGGAUUUUUUUGGUUUGCGCGGAGCAUUUGAUUUGUAAAUGGUGCCUCCUUACUGAAGAUGGGAAGAGGACUUGAGCAAAAAUUCCAUCUAGAAUUUCCUGAUCCUGCUUGCUGAGGGCACAAUUACUGCUCUACGGUCUUAAUUAAACUCAAAGAGAUGUAUUUUUUAUUUUUCUCCAGACUGUAGUUUUUUCUCAUAAUCUAUAAAAAUGAUAGGCUUUGGAAAGAGGUGAUACAGUGAGAAAUAAGUAGUAAAUUACAGCUUUCCUUUCAUGAAUCCAGUUUUUUUGAAGUUUGGACUUGUUAUGGGUUUGAUGUAAGAAGAGGUGUGUAACGUGGAUAGGAAUCUAUAUGUUAGGUGAUUUAUACAAGCAUGGUGAUUGAUCACUGUUACUAUCAUCAAUAGAUGAAAUUUUCCUGUGCUCUCAUUUUUGAUUAUAUCAUGUCUGUGCUUUCAUUUUUGAUGUUCCUCUCUAAAGCCGAGUUUGUUGGAUUUUAGUCACAAUUCUGGAUGUUUGUUCUUGAUGUGUUGGUUUGGCUGAGGUUCUACAUUCUCCCUUAGUUCCUGAUUUUUUGGCCGAGUUUGGUUAUAUCAUGCCUGUGCUUUCAUUUUUGAUAGUUUAGGUGAUUGCCUUGUUUAUGAAUGUGUGGAUUGCGUUUAACAGCAUAUUUAUUUUACCCCGACAAGUUGUUGCUUUCUAAAUUAGAUCCUACGUCCAUGGUUGAUUAGGCGAUAAAAUAUAAAUUCAAGUUGGAUUAUUCAUUGACCUUUCAAGUAGAAGCCUUAAUUGACAUUUUUUGCUAAUUUGCAUAACAUAUCUAUCAUAUUCAAGUUAGAAUAGUGUUUAUUUUUUUGCACAGUGGUCUUUGAUGGUUUGUUCUUGAUGUUUAUUUUUGUAGGUAAAAAUUAUUCUUGAUGUUUGAUCCAAUGGAAACUGAAGAUGGUUGCUCCCAUGUUGUUGAUGAAAAAAUCUCUCAGUUAGAUAACUUAGUUGUGCCAAUUGUUGAUGAGCACUUAAAACCAAAAAUAGGAAUGACUUUCGGCAAUUUAGAAGAAGCUAAAAAAUUCUACAGAAAUUACGGAAAGGUCGGAGGUUUUGAUAUCCGUAAUAGCACAACAAAUUAUGGGAAAGAUAGAGAGUUAAUUUUCAAAAGUUAUGUUUGUUCGAAGGAAGGAGUGUUAAAGAGCAAAUCGUUGGAAAUUCGACGAUGUGGUACAAUUAGAACAAAUUGUAAGGCCUUGAUUCGCUUGAAAUUAGACAAAAACAUUGGCAUAUGAAGUGUCUACAAGUUCGUGGAAGAACAUAAUCAUACAAUUACUUCAACGAGUAGAACUCAUUUUCUAAGGGGAAAUCGUGAGGUAACAAGUGCGAAUAAGACAUUGAUAAAGCAGUUUGGAGAGGUGAACAUUCUAACAAACAAGCAAAUGGCCUUCUUUGAAAACUCUAGCGGAGGUUUUCAUAGAAUUGGAUGCAUUGAGACCGAUGUGAAAAAUUAUGAAAGAGAUUUGAGAGAGGAGAGGCGCGGUCAUGAUGCACAAAUGAUGUUGGAUCAUUUCAAGUCGGAACAAGAGAAGAAUCCUUCAUUUUAUUAUGUUUACGAAGUUGAUGAAGAGAAGCGCUUAACUCACUAUUUUUGGGCGGAUGGCAUUGCUCGAAUGAAUUAUCAACACUUUGGCGAUGUUGUCUCCUUCGAUGCCACGCAUAACACAAAUCAAUAUGGCUUGGUAUUUAUGCCGUUUGUAGGAGUAAAUCACCAUUGGCAAAGUAUUUUUUUUGGAUGUGGCUUGAUCCCAAACGAAGAGGCAAAGUCUUUCGUAUGGUUUUUUAACAAAUGGAUUGAAGCAAUGGGUCAUCCUCCUUCAGGCAUGAUUACAGAUCAAUGUCUUGGCAUAUGCAAGGCAAUUGAAACAGUUUUUCUAGAAAUUCGGCACAUGUUUUGCAUUUGGCAUAUCUUGGACAAAGUUCCGGAGAAGUUGGGUAAAUGGGCUUAUAGAACGGAAUUUAUGAAAUCUUUCAAAGAAAAUAUUUGGGACUCCGAGGCUGCUAGCUUUUUUGAAGAGAAUUGGGUUUCAAUUCUUAAAAAAAUGGAUUGGAAGCGCAUGAUUGGCUAAAUGAUAUCUAUGAAAUUCGUGAAAAAUAGGCUCCGGUUUAUCAUAAACCACACUUUUGGGCUGGAAUGUCUAGCAGUCAAAGAAGUGAAGGGAUGAAUGCAUUGCUAAAAAUGCAUGUAUCAAGAAAAAAUUUACUUCAUGAUUUCGUGACCAUCUUUCAAAGGCUCUUGGCGAGACAAAGAGAGGGGGAGCUUAAAGAAGAUCAAUGCACAGUGGAGAAAAAGCCAAAUUUGAAGACUUAGUGGUCAAUGGAAAAACAAAUGGCCAAAAUCUUUACGAAAAAAAAUCUUUUAUAUUUUUCAAGACGAGCUUCAACCUAGCUUAAUGUAUAACAUUGAGCUGGUAAAAGAAAAUGAAAGAGAAAGUACAUUCCAAUUGAAUUUUUGUGGUCAUGAUGAAAGAUUAAGACAUAUUAUAUAUUGCAAAAUAACUAAAAUGGUCCGUUGUUCGUGUCUCAUGUUUGAAUUCAAGGGAAUUCUAUGCUGACAUAUCUUAGCAUAUCUUAAAAUUACCAAUCAUAGUGAGUUACCGGAGCAAUAUAUUCUAAGAAGAUGGUGCCGAAAUGUCAGAAAAAUGGUUGUUCUUAGAGAUGGUAAUAUUAUUGGAGAUAAUGCCAUAAUUAAUUUUGCUUCUCGCUUUAGUGAACUAAAUUGCUUAGCUAAUGAAAUGGUUGAAGAGGGGCUAUCUUCUAAUGACGCAUAUGAAUUAAUGCAUGAAAUGAUGAUGGACGCUAUUAAUAAGGUGCAACGUUUGAAACUCAUCAAUGAUGAAGAAAUUGGACAAGAUGUAGAAGCACAAUGUAGUAAUGCGGAGUGUUCUCAAGAUAUAGUUCAUGAACCAAGUCAAGCAAGAACAAAAGGAAGGACUAAAGGGAAGAGGUUAAAGCCAUUGAGAGAGAUCCGCAAAUACCGGUCUAGGAAAUGCAAAUUGUGUGGAAAGCGACGACAAAAUCAUGAUAGUAGAAAUUGCCCUCUAAAGUUGUCGAGUGAUUCAAUGGAACAAGAUAAUAUUGAUGAAGCCACUGAUGAUUUAGAAGAUUCCUUUGAGGAAGAUGAAGUUCUCACUAUUGCGUGAAGUUUGAUCAAGGUUGGCGGAGUAAAAUUCAAGGACAAGACAUCGUUGGGGAUUGUUUGCUGCCUUGGCGAGAGAAAGGACUCGUUGAAUAAUGUUCGAGCUCUGCUGGUGUUUACUCUUGGUGUAGCUAUAAAACUUUUGAAGUGACUGUUUACUCGUUGGGGAUUGAGACAUCAUUGCUGCGAGUUUAGUUAGGAGAAUUUAUUGACUCUUAUGAUAAUUUAUUGCUGUGAGUUUAUUUACUCGUUGGGGAUUGUUUGCUGUAGUUAUCAACUUGCUAGUUAUCAACUUACUGUAGCUAUAAAUCUUUUGAAGUGACUGUUUACUCGUUGGGGAUUGUUUGUUGCA